Molecule: messenger RNA, 480 nt
Organism: Pipistrellus nathusii (Nathusius's pipistrelle)
Lineage: Eukaryota; Metazoa; Chordata; Mammalia; Chiroptera; Vespertilionidae
Source: the annotation of a GenBank genome assembly
AUGAAGGGUUUCACUGCUGCCUUCCUCAUCUGGACCCUGAUCUCUGCCAGUGGUGGUGGCCCCCCAGCCUGGCCCACACACACAGCCUGCAAGGACUCGAGCUUGGAGGUGCUCUACCAGAGUUGUGAUCCAUCACAAGAUUUUGGCUUUUCUAUUGACCAGUGUUCCCAACAUUUAAAAUCAAAUAUCAACAUUAGAUUUGGAAUCAUUCUGAGAGCGGACAUCAAAGGGUUGUUUCUUGAUGCAAGUCUCCUGACGAGAGGAGAGUCCAUUUUGAAUUAUUCCUAUCCCAUCUGUGAAGAGGAUCUUCCCAACUUUUCUUUCUGUGGAAGAAGGAAAGGGGAGCAGAUUUAUUAUGCUGGCCCUGCCAAUAAUCUUGGAUUUGAUAUUCCCAAGGGAGACUACCAGGUUUUGCUGAAACUGUAUAAUGAAAAGCAUUCCAUGGUGGCCUGUGUCAAUGCUACCAUCAUUUGCUCCUGA